This is a messenger RNA of Conger conger (European conger), 1091 nucleotides long. It is a transcript of the gene aprt, whose product is annotated as adenine phosphoribosyltransferase. Gene Ontology annotation, biological process: AMP salvage; adenine salvage. Gene Ontology annotation, cellular component: cytoplasm. The coding region runs from base 519 to 1067 and encodes 182 amino acids. The record is from RefSeq and is a predicted model, not a curated record. Lineage: Eukaryota; Metazoa; Chordata; Actinopteri; Anguilliformes; Congridae. The transcript is spliced from 5 exons. Gene Ontology annotation, molecular function: AMP binding; adenine binding; adenine phosphoribosyltransferase activity.
UGUAGCCUGAAGAGUCUUCAGUCUGCGCUUGAAAGUGGUCAGAGACUCUGCCGUUCUGACAUCCACCGGGAGGUCGUUCCACUACCGUGGGACCGGGACAGACAGCAGUCGUGAGCGGGAAGUGCAGGUGUGGCGAGGGGGAGGCGCCAGACGGCACGAAGUGGCAGAACGGAGGGGUCUUGCUGGUGUAUAGGUCUUGAUGAGUGAUUCAAUAUAUACAGGGGCUGAUCCCUUAACUGCCUGGUACGCGAGCACCAAAGUUUUACAUUUGAUACGAGCCAUAACAGGCAUCCACUGGAGGUUGCUGAGUAGGGGGGUGGCAUGUGAAUGUCUGGGAACAUUGAAUACCAGACGGGCUGCAGCAUUUUGGAUCAGCUGGAUCAGUGUUUGUUUUGCACCUCAAGGCCACCGUAUGCAGUCACGUAACGCAAAGAAGCGUUAAUUGGCAUCUCCUGCGGACGUUUCCUGAGACGAAGUACGAAGUAUAUUCGCGCGCGUUCGUAUCGGAGUGCUUGCCAAUGGCUGUGCGAACGAAAAAAGAGAAGUUUGAAUUAAUCGCACAAAGAAUACGGCCAUUUCAGGAUUUUCCGAUCAAAGGCAUUAUUUUUAGAGACAUCUGUCCAAUACUAAAAGAUCCCGAAGCGUUAACUGCCGUGACUGAUCUAUUUGAAGAACACGUACGGCAAACAUAUCCUGCAGUUGAACUGGUCGUGGGUUUGGAUGCCCGCGGGUUCCUGUUCGGUCCCCUUCUGGCUCAGAGGUUAGGAGUGGGCUUCGCACUGGUACGGAAGAAGGGGAAACUGCCGGGACCCACGUCGUCUGUGGCCUACUCUUUGGAAUAUGGAAAGGCUGAGGUUGAGAUCCAGGAGGAUGGAGUGCUUCCCGGGCAGAAGGUCGUCCUCAUCGACGACUUGCUGGCCACCGGAGGGACACUGUACGCGACCUGUGAACUGAUGAAGAGGCAGAAGGCUGAUGUACUGGGCUGUCUGGUGGUGAUCGAGCUGCUGGACCUGAAGGGGGCGGAGCGGAUCGGCUCCACGCCCACCUUCUCCCUGGUCCAGUAUUGAAGGGCCCCCCCACCCCACCCCACC